Fusarium odoratissimum NRRL 54006 is the source of this 1943-nucleotide messenger RNA. RefSeq lists its product as uncharacterized. The record is from RefSeq and is a predicted model, not a curated record. NCBI's taxonomy places the organism in Eukaryota, Fungi, Ascomycota, Sordariomycetes, Hypocreales, Nectriaceae. Gene Ontology annotation, molecular function: DNA binding; zinc ion binding; DNA-binding transcription factor activity, RNA polymerase II-specific. The transcript is spliced from 2 exons. Gene Ontology annotation, biological process: DNA-templated transcription; regulation of DNA-templated transcription. Bases 30 to 1943 code for a protein of 637 amino acids.
GACUCAUAUGCUGGCAAAUAUACACCAUAAUGCCCAAGGCAAGGCGCGAACGAAGAGAAUCUCCGCCCCGCCCAAAGAAAACAGCCCGAUUGACAUGCAAAAACUGUCGUGCCCGCAAAGUCCGCUGCGAUGGAGGCCAGCCCAUUUGCGGUAUCUGUAUAGCAUACAAUGAGGCUUGCCAAUAUGAUCGACCACCGCCCAUGACGCAGAUUCGUGCUAUGGCAGAUAAGAUCGCUCAGCUUGAACAGACCAUCAAAGACCUCCAGAACAAGGAUGGAAACAGUAUUGCUCCUCUGCAAGCUAGCGCGGCAGUUCUAGCAGAAAACACGAGAGUUUCAACGCUUGCAGAUCCUCUUCCGACCAUUGAGGUUGCGGACGGUACUCUAGAUACAGCUCGUGCUUACUACGACACCACGUCGGCAGUUCACGAUCCCGGAGAUACGCCAUCGCAAGCAACGACGGGUCAAAUUACCGUGGCACACAGCCCUGAAACUCGCCAGCCACUACCUAUGGAGACGCCAGAGCUGAGGUUCUGGGAGGAUCAAGCCGUCGACAGCGCAGCAGUUUAUCUCAGCAUUCCUCAGGAUGUUAUCCGACGUCUUUUCGCAACGCAUUGGACGUGGGUUCACGCGAACUUUAUGUUUGUCCCGCGGGCUUUGUUCCUCCGUGACGCCGCAGUUGGUGGGAAAUUCUUCUCUCCGUUUCUGUUGAGCGUGUUGUGUUUGCAUUCGACGCGUUUUAGGGAACGCCAUUUGACGGAGCAAUUACUCGCCAGAGCGAAACUGUUGUUCAGCCAUGAAAUACAUAGUGAUGGGUCUAUACCGCUAGUCCAAGCACUGCUGCAGUUUAGUGCUCGCGAAAUUGGUAGAGGCUCUGUGUCGCAAGCUUGGCUGUAUGGCGGAAUGGCAUUUCGAGUUGCUAUUGAUAUCGGUCUUUUCUCGACAUCACCUGCAAGGUCUGAGAACAUCAUAUGGACGCAACUCGGUCGGCAUCUGGCAUGGUCUUGCUUCUUCUGGGAUACAACACUGAGUCUGUAUCUCGGGAGAACGCCGUCAUUGCCUGAACCACCGAAAUGGGACCCUGCUAUGCCCGAUGAUCCAGAAACCGAGUUAUGGCCGCCUUAUCCCAUCCCCGAUGAUGAAGCACUCCAGAGCUAUCAACCGAGAACGUCGCAUUUGUUACUUUGCUUUGCAUAUACUUGCAAGAUCAGCGUCAUCAUCAGUGAUAUACUUUUUAAUAUUUACGGGAGCAGAAGAACGAAAGAUGUCCUGGACUUUGUACAGAAUACGAGAGAGAGGCUGCACUCCUGGCGUUCAAGUUUACCGCCAGAGUUGCUUGUGGACUAUCAAUCCCAGAUUUGUCCGCCUACACACUUCGUGGCCCAGCAAAUGUUGUACCAUACCACUAUAAUUCUACUCCAUCGGCCGUUCCUAAAUAACUUAGUUUGCUGGAAAGCAUGCCAAGAAGCCUCUGAAUGCGUAGAGCAACUUCUCCAGCUUCUCGAUAGCACCUUUGGCUUCCAGCGGUUCACAUAUAUCAUGGCUUACUGCACCUACACCGCAGCUACAGUCGUCGUGCAAGACAUGAAAAACGGCAGGCCUGAUACUGCCGAGCGAUUCAAAAUGUUUAUGAGGGCUCUGGACGCUAUCACAGUCAGUUGUCCUGGCAUACAGCGCAGCAUCGAUAUUUUGACAAAGGGGCUGGGUACGGUUGUCGAGCAAGAUCAAGAGAUGUCGCCAGCCGUUCCUGAACAAGCCCCACAGAUACCGGCUUUCCCUUAUACUGACUUUGGAUAUAUCUUUGCUGAAGGAGUAGACGAGACUAGUCAUGACACGACUGCGAGCUCAAAUCCGUUCUUCAGCCUUGAUUCUUUCCCUCAUUUGCGGUUUGAUGAGAUUUCAGGCAGCGUGUUCGAUGACGGGCAGGCUAGAAAUUCGCUGUAG